GUCACAGGAUCAAGUUCUCACUGAUUGGGAGAGCACGCCUUGGAAAAACAACAAAAAGUCAAAUAUUGAGUAUUUGAUGCUUCAACACACACAUUUUUUAAUGGUGUGAAAAAAGAACAGCUACAAAAUGUCUGACUCAAGUGAUGAAGAAGAUAGCAUUUCAAAAAUAGACUUCUCAGUCAUCUCCAUGGCGAUAGAGGCAGGCCAUAAAAUGGUACAACAAAUACUGAACUGUGUCCACUAUGGAACACCAGAGGUCCGAAAUCUUAUGUAUAACGAGUGUGAUUUCAUCGUAGAAUGUCGUGUGUGUCAUAAUCUCUUCCGAAGUAUUCCUAACUUUGUUGCUCACAAACGUAUAUAUUGCACUGCUGAGUUUGAACAGUCCGAGAUUCCCUCAAGUAGUCAAGAGGAAUCUGUAGUUGUUGUCCAGCCUAUGGACACCUCCUCUGGACAGACGUCUGGAUCUGUGUCUCCAGUUACAAAGACAUCAACAUCGUCAUCCAUAACAAAACCAUCAACAGCUAAAUCAACUCCAACAGGCUCUGUAAAUCACGCAAAAUCUGUUUUGUCAAGUGUUUUCUCAUCAUCUCAUUUGUCACAGUCAAGGAUAACCUCUGAGUCCACAUCUGGAGUAAAUGUCUCGGGGUCAGAGGUUGCAGGGAGGUCUACACGAGAACAGUGUCGUCAUAGAGGUCAAGGAAAUCGGGGUCAAGGUCAGGAAAAUCAGGUUCAAGGACAAGAUGGAAAGAAAGAUGAUGAGGACAGUAGUGAUGGAGACACUUCUACACUUAAACAACUUCUGACUGGAAAGUUCAAGGGAAAGUCAUCUGAAUAUAACUUCUAUUCAAAGACAGCAGAGAAAAUGGAAAGGGAAAGAAGAGCUAAAGAGGUUUCUCAUGUUGUUAUGACUCCAAUUCCAACCAAUAAAAAUGCAGCUUAUUUGACUGUUACACAGGGUGGCACAGCAAGUGAUGUCCAGAAUGCCAUUGUUUCUUCACAAAUUGACAGAGAAAGGGCCGUUGGUCUGCAGAACUCAUCCGAGAGUCUUUCAGAAUCUGUGAUAAAUCAGAACAGGGAAAAUACUGGAGACAAGAAUAAUGAUACUCAACAAAAAGGCUCUGUAAGAAGCAGUAAGAGGAAGAAUCCUGACGCUCCAAAGAUCGUCAAUGAAGGACCUAUUAGCAAAAGUCCUGAAAACACACUGCUAAGUAAACAGAAGCAAAUGGAACAGAAGAACAAGAAAUUUGUUCAGUUAAGACCGGUGAAGAGUCAGCUAGGAUCUCAUCAAUAUUCUGAGUUGUCAGAGCUUGGGUUGCUCGGCCAUUGUGAUCUAGCAAUGUGUAGGUGUCUACUAUGCUCCAUCAGCUAUUCUAGUCGUAAAGGAUUGCUACAACACAUGCAUUCCAUCCACUCCGGGAGGAAGAUACUCUUCCCAUGUUCUAUGUGUGAUAAAAGAUUCAGCUACUUCUGGGGAUUGACGAGACAUUUACAGAAUAACCACAAUCUUAGUAAGGAGAAGAUUGACAAAAUAAGAGACAAACUCAAGUCUAUGGCAUAUGAUAUUGCAGAUUUAGAAGAAUCAGGACAUAAAGAACAGGUAGAUCCUCGAGUAUCACCAGGAACCAGUUCAGAGGGGUUGAAACAAGGAAAAGCAUCUAUAAAGCAUACACCUGAUAUUGUACAGACAGGUUUCGUACCUAGAACUGUUGGCAGUAGUGAAACUUCAGGAUUAAAAUUAAACAAAUGUGAUGGAUGUAAGAGAGCAUUCUGGAAAAAGUCAAACUACGAUGAACACAUAAGUCAGUGUAAAUGGCUUAUAACUUCCACUGUCGACAAACCAUCAACAAAUUCAAGGUCAACUGGAAGGUCAAGGUUAGAAUUGAGUAGAGAUGUACCAGCACUACGAGGGGCAGAAAGUGUUCAAAAUAGACCAUCUACAAGGUCAAAGGUUAUGGAAAAGGACAUUGAUUUUGUGUCUUCAAAUGUAAUGGAUAACUUAGAAAGUAUUGAAAGAAGAGCAAGGUUAAGAACAAGAUCAAAGGUCAAUUUGGAUGAACAAACGAAACAGUGUGUACCACUAACAGAAACAAGUGCAACUGAUGGAAGGAUUGGUGAGAAACAAACAACUGCUGACGACCAUCAUACUACAGAAAAUGAUCACGACAGCUCUAGAGAUGGCUCAGAAUUUUCAAGGUCCUCUAGACACAAAGAGAAGUAUCAGGAUGAGAAAUCCCCAGUGUCUUCUCCGAGCAAGAGGUCAGACAGCAGUUCACCUAAUGCAUCCCCGAAACAGCAGAUAGUCACGAGGCAUUCAGCCAAAUCUCUAGAGAAAGAAACAUUGUACAUGAGAACCCGCUUUUUUGAUAAAAGACGUGAAUCUCAGAUUCGACCUGAUAGGUCCCCUCAAAGUAAAUCUGGGUCAGAAGCCAACAGCCCAACCCUUCAGAAAAAAGACAGCGUAAAAACAGCUUUGGAAUUUGAUGGUGUACAGGAUGGAAAGAUGAACAAACCUCGGGAUCGCUCUGGGAGUGGAUCAAGAGGGAGUGGAAAAACCACUCCAUCCACUUCACCUGGCAAGGAAAGACAAGUAUCUCCUUCGGUCGCCCAUGGUAACGAUCCUGGACAGAAAAGGUCAGUCCUGAAAGGCAAAACAGACAUUUCUGAUUCAAGCACUGAUGAUACAUGGACAAAGAAUGGAGAGUGUAGUAUGGAGAGAGCUGAUGGAAAAAGUGUAGAAGGAGGAAGAGAGAGGAGACAGAGCGGUGGAGAUGGUUUAAUGGAAACUGGUAGGUCUCGACCAAGUACCAGAUCUAUUCAGAGGACAGGGGAAUCGGUACAGGACAAAACACAAACAACAUCUUCAAGGAGACAAAAAUCUCCAACAGACAGCAGAGACAGUAGUACAGAAAGUCAUAGUUUGUCAAGGGUCAGUACGAGGUCAUCAUCAUCGUCAUCAUCUCAAGCUCCACCUGAUAGGAGUAGAUCAAGGGAUAUAGGAGAGUCAAAUCCAGCGGGAAAGGACAGACAAAAUUCUCCUGUGAGGAAAGAUGGUCAGAUUGUUAGAGACAGCAGCAAAGAAAAUAUAAGGAGUUCUUCAAGAACAAGAAAUAGGAACGCUUCCAAUGACGAUGCAAGUGGAGAUAACUCAAAGGAUAGGAUUUCUACUCGUGAACUUUCAAAGGAUAGGAUUUCUACUCGUGAACUCUCCAAGGAUAGGACUUCUACUCGUGAACUCUCAAAGGAUAGGACUUCUACUCGUGAACUCUCAAAGGAAUUGAUUUCUACUCCUGAACCGUCAAAGGAGAGGAUCUCUACUCGUGAACUCUCAAAGGAUAGGAUUUCUACUCGUGAACUUUCAAAGGAUAGGAUUUCUACUCGUGAACUUUCAAAGGAUAGGAUUUCUACUCGUGAACUCUCAAAGGAAUUGAUUUCUACUCCUGAACCGUCAAAGGAGAGGAUCUCUUCGAGAAUAAGUACUAGAAAUAUAUCUGCACCGAUGAGUGAUGAAACUGAAACAGAUCACAAUACUAGCGCGACGGAACCCGAAAAAGUGCCAUCAGAAAAUUUGGCAAAAGACAGCGGAGGAAUGAAAUCAGAACAACAUCAUCAAGGCGAAGUGAACCACCCAUCAGUCCGGAAAAGUAGUCGGGCAAGUGCGCGAAUGACAACUGAUCAGGAUCGUGAGGCGAUCGGUAGUGAACCAUUGAAACCUGUAUCUAAAGAUACUACAGACACUAUAGAAAAGGCUAAUGCUGGAGAUUCUUGUCAGAAGUAUAGCGGAAAUAAACCUGGAAUACGACAUAGAAAAACUUCAGGAAGUGAGGAUAGGAAAAGUUCAGGAAAACAUGAUCAGAAAACUGUAGGAAGUGAGGAUGGAAAUGUUCCUAGAGUUACUACAAGAAGGUCUGAUAAACUGGACUGCAAAAAUGACAAUUCAAUAGAGAAACAUGAUCUUCCUAACCAUCCAACAGCAUCAAAAGUUACAACUGAACAAUCCAGUGUUUCACAAAGUAGUGUAACUAGGAGAUCAUUGUCAAAUACUUCGGGAGAAAAAGAUAUAUCAGCAGGUUCAAGUACGAGAAGUUCUGGGAUCAAAGGGACAAACAAUGUAAGCUUAAAAGAAACAAGAUCAUCUCUGACAAAGAAAACAGAACCAAACAAAUUAGGUGGAAAAACACAGGAAGGAGAUCGGACGAAGGGAGAUAACUCCGAUCUAGACAAAAAUGAAGGAUCAGAGUUUCAAAUACGGAGUGCAAGAAUUCGUGAUAAAAUUACAACUGGGAAAGAAGAUGAAUCUAGAAAUUCUUCUCCAAAGAAAGUUGACGAGGUGGAUGGCGAAUCUUCAUUUCGUUCUACACGAUUAUCAAAUGCCAGUCGCAUGAAAGCACAGAAGAUGAAAGAUGAUGGCACUAGAAAUAAAGAGGAAGUCUCACAACGGACAGAAAUCCAAGUAGGAAAUAUGAUAAUCUCAUCUGUGCCCCCAGAAAAUCAGAGUUUUCUGGGACUCCGGGUCAGCCCCCACACACGCAGAAACACAACCAGAGCUUCUACACAAUUUACACCAAGAAUUCCAAAAGGAAUAGUAUCCAUGUCUGAUAGACAACCUUCAAAUACAGCAGAAACAAUUUCUGAUUCACAACCUGAAGAAUCCACAGGAUUAGGAAAGAGUUUUAUUUCCGACAGAGAUGAGAAAGAUUCUGAGUCGGAUAGAAGUUCUGUCUCGAGUACAGACGAAACAAAUUCUGAUUUUAUAUCGGCAAGUCCAGAGCCAGAGGUAAAGCUGGUGGAGGAGAUCUGGGUACAGAAAGAACCAGGUCUACCUUCUGAGGAAGUCCGCAGUAAUGCAUAUGCCAUGAUGACGUACAAGAGUAAUUCAACUCAGUCAUCUUCCAAAGGUCCUUCAGCCUCCACAUCAGGUCAUGCCACAAGGGCAUCUGAAAGGAUGAGGACGUCAAGAACUCAGAUGUAUGUCACAGAUCCAAAAAACGUAGGAACAUCACAGGAGUCUGUUCAGACAAGAUGUCUCGACUUGAGUCGGAUAGCAUACCUCAGCGAUGAGAAGGAAAUGAAAUGUUUGCAGUGUGGUUUAGGAUUUAGUGGUCUAUCAAAUCUACGUCGACAUGUGGUUCGCCACCUUGGAUGGCGACGUUAUAAAUGCAAACUCUGCAAGUUUUCCAGUUACAACAAGUCAGAAUGCAACACCCAUCUGAUACGUUCACAUGGUACGAAGGCAAGAAAUUGCACAGCAAAUGCACUUAUUAUUGACUUGAAUAAAGAGGCCUCAAAAGUUCGAAGUCAGAAAAAGAUUAACACUAUCAGAUCUAAGACGACAGGUCCAUCACUGAGAUCUAGAAGUCAAAGAAAGACAUCAGUUUCUGGAAGUAAGGGAACAGAGGCACUGACGACAGACACGGAGCACUCAAAGGUGUUUAAUCCGCAAGGAAAAACAAGGAGAGGAGAUGCCACAAAGGAGUCAUCUACUGCCGUCACAACUCGUACUUCUGACCAGUCGUUAUCAACGGCAAUUGCUACAAGAUCUAGAAAAGCACGGAAAGAUGAUAUUGAGGAUAGUUCGUUAACAAAUAAGGCAGAGGCUGCAGACUGCCAGUUGGACAUAGAAGCUGCUGCCAACUUACAGAUGAAGACAGAAGAGUUGAGAAGAACAAGAAAGCGGAAAAGGAGUAACAGUCUGGAUACAAACCCUUCAGAGAUAGAUACCAGCAAAGGGCAGACAACUGAUACCAAAAAGUCACGUAAACGGAACAGGAGUAAUAGUUUUGAAGGAUGUAGCAAUGAGGAGGAUGCAUCAAAUAAAUCGGAGUCUUUAGUUGUUCCAAUUAAAAAAAAAUAUGAAAUGAAGCGUUCAACAAGUUUGGAUGGAACAUGCUCCAAUCUCCCGGAGGAGGUCGGAGAAACUCUUUCUGACUUAUGGGAUAUUCCAAGUGUGUCAGAUUUUGAGAAUUCAGACACCGAGAUGGUUUGUUCUCCUCCAAAUGCAAAAGUUGUUCCAAAUUUAGAGACAAUGAUGGCUGCACUUGAAGAAGCAAGGGCUUUCAAAUUUGUGCGACAAAGAGGAAAAGGUAGGCGGUCCUUGCCAUUGGUCAAAAAGACUCAGCGAUCAGGGAGUUUAGGAUCUCAAACUGACGGCCAGGUGGAAGUCUCUGCCCAUGUUACUAGCACUUCAUCCUUAGAGGGAACAAAGACACAAACACGAGUACUAGAAAUAUCUGGUAAUUCAUCAGCAUCAUUAGGCAGUGAAGGAGACAAAAAACGUGAAUCAGAAACUGUUGCUGGUACUACAGCAAAAGAACAAACUGAUGAGGAGGCUUGUUUGGUAAAGGAAAAUGAUGAGAUUUCAUCAGGUAUAAAAGAUAAUGACAGGAAUUUGUCAGGUGAACAGGAUAUUUCAUCAGUUGCUGAGGACACCUCAUCCAACAUAAAGCACACUUCAUCUUGUGCUAGCAAAACUUCAUCUGGUGUUAAAGAAACUUCAUCAGAUGUUGAGAAAUCUUCAUCUGUUGUUAUGGAAACUUCAUCUGUUGUUAUGGAGACUUUAUCCAUUGUUAAAGAAACUUCAUCAGGUGUUAAGGACACUUCAUCUGUUGUUAAAGAAUCUUCAUCAGGUGUUAAGGACACUUCAUCUGUUGUUAUGGAAACGUCAUCUCUUGUUAUGGAGACUUCAUCGCAUGUAAAGGACACUCCAUCUAUUGUUAGAGAAACUUCAUCGAUUGUAGAAGUCAGUUCAUCUUAUCUAAAGGAUGGAUCAUCUAGUGUAAAAGAAAAUUCUGAAAAUGUAGAUGGUAGUCCAUCUGCUGUAAAGGAGAGUUCUUCAAAUGUAGAAGAUACUUCGACAUCGGAUUUACCCGACAAUUCCUUGUGUUCAAAGGAUGGUUCAGCAGAAAUUAACAUCAGUGUUUCUAAUACAGUUGAAAUUUCCUCAUAUCCAAAAAAUGAGGAACAUUCCACAUUUGGAGCAAAAACAAGUGAUAUGGACAAAGGAAAAUCUUCAGUUAUAAAGGAAGACAGUAAUACAGAAACAAUUGAAGAGAAUUCUACAGUCUCACAGGAGCCACUGAAGGUGAGGCAGGAAUGUAACAGUGUUUGUAAGGCCAAGGGAGACAACCCAACAGGACCAGAUGUUUCUAAAGGUGAAGCAGACCAUGAAGAUGCUGGUGUAGAAAAGUAAACAUUAUCUGACAGAGUUAGAGAAGUUAUAAUGUAGUUAUACAACUGAAAGCUUACAUUUUUUGCUAUCAUCACUGUUUCCCAUUAUUUAAAGCUGCUUUCAUUGAUAUAUAAUCCAUGAUAUAUUGGAUCAUUAAAUAAUUUGAAUAUUCUUUUUUUCAAAUAUUAAUGUACGUGCGCUGAGCACAUCAUUGUAGAAUAUUAAAUAUAUAUAAAUCUUAUAACAACUUUAAGUUCAUAGAUCUGCUAUUAAUUUCAUUUCUGGAGAUGCUUUUAUUUAUUUUUACCCAAAAAAUGGUUUCUUUGGAUGUAUAUUUUUGUAAAAACAGCGAAGUUGUUAAAAAAAAAUUCAAUGGUAGUGCAGUGCAUAUACACAUCAGGUUAGACAGGAUGUUUUACUUAUGGAACCUGUCUUAACCGACACCUAUACACAUCAGGUUAGACAGGAUGUCUUACUUAUAGAACCUGUCUUAACCGACACCUAUACACAUCAGGUUAGACAGGAUGUCUUACUUAUAGAACCUGUCUUAACCGACACAUAUACACAUCAGGUUAGACAGGAUGUCAGACUUACUCAGAUAUCAUAUGAAGCACGAUUCAGUGUUAUGUAUGAAGAACGUCAAUACUUUGAUUACUUUUUAAUUUUUGUGUCAGUGUUACAAGGUCCAGCUUGGCUAACCCUUAACUUAUAUAUAUAAUUAACCCACAGUGUUUUAACUCUACACUAUAAAUAUACUAUAUCUCAAACAUAAAGUAUUAAUGACAGAUUGACAACAGACUAUUGUACACAUCAUACAAUACCAAUGCUUUUCCCAACCUCCAAAAGUUCAAGCUUCUCACUUUAAAUUUAUUAGAGUUUAUUUAUUGACAUCCCAAAGAAAUCUGUUGUGCCUAGCUCUAUAUUUUGUUUGUAACUUCCUGUUUGAUAAACAGUCAUUUUAAAGAUUCUGUUAUCAAUUUGGUAAAUCUGUUGGUGAUUAGAUAUAUUUCUAUACUAUGGGUUCCAUUUUACGUAUAUUCAAUCUGUGUGAAGCAGUAUGACAAGGACUUGGUACAAAGCCCUAACUCGUGAUCUAUAUAGACAAUUAGUCAUAAAGUAAUAACGACCGUAUACAGACAAGUAAAUUGUUAAAUUUUCAAGGGAAUUCACCCCUUUAUCAAGACACAGUGUCAAGUGAAUUACAAACGAUCCCAUAGAACAGUGACUGUAAAUAUAAAUGUAGAACUUGUAGAUAAACUUUACGGACAUGGUACAGUACCGUUAGACUAUUGUUUGUGUUGAUGAUCCCUUUGUCUCUAACUAGGCCUACAGUUAUUAUUAGAAAUCAUCUUGAUAGGUAAUAAGUCUGUCUCCUAACAAUAGCCUGUGGUUAGGGGAUUUGUACUAUGAGCAGUAGAUAUCUUUAAUUAUUGGUCUUGAUGAAUUUCCAUAAAAAUCCAUGUCUGCUCUGACAUAUUCACUUCAGUUCAAUACAAUGUUAACAAAUCCUAUUUAAUUGUGCUGUGUUAGUCUCACCCCUUCGAGUCGGAGAUUAUAUCCCUAUGGAGUAUUCAUGUUAUGUGUUGGUGUCUAUUCAUUCUGAUCUUACAGAGUUACUUCCCUUUUCCCUGUCGGAUGGUAUUUUAUACAGUGUAUAUGGAUGCCAGGGCCAAGAAUAAUGUCUGUACAACAAUAAGCUUGUCCUUAUUAAUAAGUCUGUCCAUAUUUGUUUGCAGUAAUUAGGAAUAUGAUUAAUUAGAAAUGUAUCCUCAUUUUACAAAAUGUAAUUAUUUUUUCUAUGGAAAAGUGAAAGUUAAUUUCAUUGAAUGAAAUUAAUACAUGUAUUUAUUUGUAUUUAUCCAACAAGAAGCCUUCAUUUAGCUCUGUCUGUCCAUAUUUGUUGCUGUUUGGUAUAAAUUUUCCAAGAAAUUUCCAUAUACUAUCUGACCUUGAACCUAAGAUAUUAUAAAUUAUGUCCUCUUGGCUUAAUUGGAAUAAAUACAGAAAGGUUUUCUCACUGACAAUACACUAAAGGAAGCCGCUGUCUCAGAUUAGAUGGAAACAUGUUUAUUUAAGCCUUAAACUGACAUCUUUGGAAAGUUAUUUUCCUAUAAUUCUCAGUGGAUCACAGACAAAUUGAAAAACGGCCGUAAGCACAUCAUGGCUAGUUUGUCUGUAAACUUGUGAGAUUUAUAGAACAAUAACUGUUCAAAGAUGGCAGUUCAAUUCUUAUGUCCCUGUUUUUCUUCUGACUUUUUCUUAUAUUCAACCUAUAAACAAUGCUAUCGCAUUCCAAAGUCCAAUUUUGCGCUGUCAAUGGAAUCCAUUCUAAAUGUGACAUCUCUAGUACAAGCGACCUUGCCCGGCAAAAAACAUAAUUUGUUGUAAUAAUUACAAAAUUAUCAAUUUAAUUUCAUCAUUGUAAUCAAUAUAUUACACCAUGAGGAUAUUCACCUUUUAUACAACAGAGUCCUAUUUUGAAAUAUUUCUGGAUUAAAUGACUGGAAUUCGGGAAUACUGGACUAAUAUCCAACUUCAAGUACAUUUUUUAAAAUAAGCCUGCAUGUCCGGUUCCUCUAGGUACAAUUGCUAACAAAAUUAUUUCAUAUUUUUCCUAACCCGACCACCACCUUAUCAAAGUUGAUAGGUUUUCAAGCACCUGUGCUUAUUGAAGGGUUAACUUAAAUAUAUUUUUAUUUGAUGGACUGAAAACAUCAAUUUCUAAGCCAAUAAAAUGCUUGUUACAAACAAGAUUAAAUUAUUAUUGGAUAGAUAACUAGGGCCUGAUGGGUAAUUUUAUACUUAUUUAAAGCACCAAAUGUGUCAUUUGUCACCUGUGUAACAGAUUUUCUAGUCAUGUUUACAUCAUGCCAUAUAUUAAUUUAUUUUCUAGUUUAGAAGAAUAUACCCAGUAAUCGAUUAGUCUAGACAGAUAUACUAAAAAUACAUGCACUUCUUUGUCUUCAUCUGAUGAAAAAAUAGUUUAUUAUUUGACAUAUAUGUUAAAAGGCAUUCAUAUUUUACACAGAACUUUGUUUUUUUAUUGGAUACAUAUUCAUCAAUUUCUUGUUCAGUUUUCACAAUAGUAAGGAAGGAAAAAAAUAAUUGCUCAUGAUAAUGGAAGGGAAAGGAGAUUGACAAAUAUUUUUUUUUAUUAUUUCAUUCUCAGAAUAGGAUUAAUGAUACUAAAACAUCAUAUUUUGAUAGAAUUUGAAUAAAACUUGUUUCACUAAAAUUUCACAUCAUUCAUAGAUUUUUGAAAUUAUGUUCACAUUAAUCUUUAAAAAUCUUUAUUUUUCCAGAAAUAUUUUUUUCCCAAUAUAGGAGACUAUAAUACAUGUACAGAGUCGCCAUCGAACUGAGAGUCUCGACCGCUGUACCUCUACAUUAGAAGGAGGCUCUAAGCUUCCUGUCUUUAGCAUUGUCAGUGGUUGUAUAUAUUACUAGAUAUAUGAUGUUACAGAGGAUUUGCCAGCUGUUUUUGUGUUACUCAAUUUUGUUUAUCUGACAUGAAUAUGCCAUAAUAUGUAUGAUGAUUAUCGUGUUGAUUUGGCAGUAGGCCCAUGUCUGGUAAUAUGUCCAUGUCUGGUAAUAUGUCCAUGUCUGGUAAUAUGUCCAUGUCUGGUAAUAUGCCCAUGUCUGGUAAUAUGUCCAUGUCUGGUAAUAUGUCCAUGUCUGGUAAUAUGCCCACUGUUGUAAUUAAUAUCAAUGGUCAGGUGACACAGUCAUAAUAUACUUGCCUUUCACCUAGGCGGCCUGGUCGGAUUCCCCGAUCGGACGUGAAAAGUUAUGGGGUCACCUGUCUGACUACAUAGAUUUUCUUAAGCGUACUCUGGUUUCCUCCCACACUAAGACCUCUCGCGCCCUAUCUUCCGGCCAGGAGGGUGAUUGAUAUAUUAGUUGAUUUAAGUUGUUUCUUAAUUGGUGUAGAAUAAAUAAAGUUCAAAUUUUAAAAUGUCCUUUACAUGCUAUAACCUGAAUAAUUUGGGUGAAGUAUCUUGCCUGGUAACAACCAAAACAGUACAGGAUGAUUCUCGUUAGAUCUCAGCAAGGGUAUGGAAAUAUUAGACCACAUAUCUCAGUCCUACUAGCAUAGUAUUCUAAAUUUACUUGGGUUCAUAAUUCUACAAGCUGAUUUGGUAGCAAAAUGAAUGUUAAGUUUUUUCGUGUUUUUUUUCCCCCUUUUUGACACACCUCAAUUUGAUUUACCUGCAAUGUUGAAUAUCCAAUGCUGUCUGUCCGUCCAUCCAGGCAAGUUUCUUCGAAGGUCCACCUGUUUAUAGUCACAAAUAGUGCUCCAGUAUUGAUACGUAGUGUAUUACAAUGUGUACCUAUACUGUUGUUUUGAUGUUCUUUAACUAAUGGGAUCUAUGCUAUAAACACUGUGCUAUUUAUACUGAAAAACAGAUUAAUUUGUCCCGAAUAUAGUGCUGAAACAUCACAGGUAGUGUUGUACAUGACUGUGAAGUUCCAAUAGACGGAGGCUAAUACAUAGGCUAUACUAUACCACUUGAUGACCAAUUAAUUCCCUUUGUGCUUAGACCUUUACAGUGAAAUUUUCUGAAAUGAAAUGAAGCUCAAAUAUCAGGUUAUUGGUCACACAUCAAGGUCAUUGUUACUAAAGACAGAUUGAUUAAAAGUGAUCAAGGUCAUUAUUGUUUAAAGUCAAGGUCAUUGUUACUGAAGACAGAUUGGUUAAAAGUCAAGGUCAUUAUUGUUUAAAGUGAAGGUCAUUGUUACUGAAGACAGAUUGGUUAAAAGUCAAGGUCAUUAUUGUUUAAAAUCAAGGUCAUUGUUACUGAAGACAGAUUGGUUAAAGUCAAGGUCAUUAUUGUUUAAAAUCAAGGUCAUUGUUACUGAAGACAGAUUGGUUAAAAGUCAAGGUCACUGUUACUAAAGAUAGAAUUGAGCUAUAUCACCACUUACCAACACAAAGAAGCAUAUUGGCAAACAUUUUUUUUAUUUUUUUUUAUCAUUCCAUCAUUCUUACUGAUGUAGAUGAAUAAUCAGGUUAUUUCUCCACAUUUCCUACAAAUUUCACCAUAGUGUCACUGCAGAUAUAAAUUCCUUAUGGUGGAAGAAAUAUACAGACAGUUGAGGGCUAUUGCAUGGCCAUAUUGGACCGGUGAUAGAUAGCUGUGAUCAUGUCAGCAGUUACAUGGCCAACCAAUAGUAUCCAUCACUAAUCUUCUAGGUAUGGAUUAGAAAGGUAUACAUGGAAAGCAUCAUUUAGAGUGAAAGAGAAAUAGAUUAAUUCAAGUCUGUGUAAUAGCCCUAUGAGUACUUAAGACAGUCAUCGUGUUGUAUAGAGAGGGUUUAUUACCAAGCAUGUAUGGCUUAGUGCCAGUAUUUUUAUGUUACUUGUUAACUUUUUUUUCUCGACAAGAUGUACGUGUGAUGAAUUGUUUUCAAUUUAAAACUAAGAGAUAAGCUUUUCUUUGUGGAAUUAUUUUCGUAUUUUGUUAUUAUUGCAGAAAUAAUAAAAAAAAAUCUUAAGAUUCA
Molecule: messenger RNA, 12667 nt
Organism: Pecten maximus
Lineage: Eukaryota; Metazoa; Mollusca; Bivalvia; Pectinida; Pectinidae
Product: mucin-4-like
Source: RefSeq, a predicted model, not a curated record